ACACUACCUUUCCUAAUGGCAGCACCAAAACCCAAGAUGGGGUCUCCAAUGGCGCCCUCUCUUACUCUCACUAUUGCAUUAACCAUAAUCUCUCUCACCUUCCCAUCUCAAACAUUAGCAGACAACUACAUCUACUCAUCUCCACCACCACCAAAGCAUUCACCACCUCCUCCAUACUACUAUCACUCUCCACCACCACCACCAAAGCACUCACCACCUCCUCCUUAUUAUUACCACUCUCCACCACCACCAAAGCACUCACCUCCUCCUCCAUACUACUAUCACUCUCCACCCCCUCCUAAGCAUUCUCCUCCUCCUCCAUACUAUUAUCACUCUCCACCACCUCCUAAGCACUCUCCUCCACCUCCCUACUACUACCACUCUCCUCCACCUCCUAAGCAUUCACCUCCUCCUCCAUACUACUACCACUCUCCACCACCUCCUAAGCACUCUCCUCCUCCUCCAUACUACUAUCACUCUCCACCCCCUCCUAAGCAUUCUCCUCCUCCUCCAUACUAUUAUCACUCUCCACCACCUCCUAAGCACUCUCCUCCACCUCCCUACUACUACCACUCUCCUCCACCUCCUAAGCAUUCACCUCCUCCUCCAUACUACUACCACUCUCCACCACCUCCUAAGCACUCUCCUCCUCCUCCAUACUACUACCACUCUCCACCACCUCCUAAGCACUCACCUCCUCCUCCAUAUUACUAUCAUUCUCCACCCCCACCAAAGCACUCACCUCCUCCUCCAUAUUACUAUCAUUCUCCACCCCCACCAAAGCACUCACCUCCUCCUCCCUACUACUACAAGUCCCCACCACCACCACCUAAAGAGCCCUACAAAUACCCAUCACCUCCACCCCCAGUUUACAAGUACAAGUCCCCUCCUCCUCCCUACAAGUACCCAUCUCCUCCACCUCCUCCAUACAAGUACCCUUCUCCUCCACCACCAGUGUACAAAUACAAGUCUCCCCCACCCCCAGUUUACAAGUACAAAUCUCCCCCUCCUCCCUAUAAGUACCCAUCUCCUCCUCCUCCCCCUUACAAGUACCCUUCACCUCCACCACCAGUAUAUAAGUACAAGUCUCCUCCUCCACCAGUCUACAAAUACAAGUCUCCACCUCCUCCCUACAAGUAUCCAUCUCCACCACCCCCACCAUACAAGUACCCAUCACCUCCACCACCAUACAAGUACCCUUCUCCUCCACCACCACCAUAUAAGUACCCAUCUCCACCACCCCCAGUCUACAAGUACAAGUCUCCACCACCCCCAGUUUACAAGUACAAAUCUCCUCCUCCACCCUAUAAGUAUCCAUCUCCUCCACCACCACCAUACAAGUACCCAUCACCACCACCCCCAGUUUACAAAUACAAGUCUCCUCCUCCUCCUGUUCAUUCACCACCUCCCCCAGUUUACAUCUAUGCAUCCCCUCCUCCUCCAUAUCACUACUAGGUUAUUUCUGAAGAAUAUAAGCCAAUAAAAAACGUUGUUGAUAGCAGGAAGAUGCACUUCGCAAUUGCACAAGGAAAAUAACGGAAGCCAAGUUUCCGCGCAUUUUGUCACAUAAGAAAAACGAAGUGUCAAUCCCUUUCUUCUUCGUUUGUAUUGUUUAUGAAUUAUUAAUUACUUUGGUUUUAGACAGUUGUAUGGCACUGCUUUUGUCUCUGUCGUUGAAUGAUAUCACAUGAAUGCAUUUUGGUUUGCAACCUGCUGCGCUUGCAAGGGGUUGUGAAGCCAAUUUUAUAAUAAAUAAAAUCAAAUAUAUGCUUUGUAUAUUUAUUGAAAAAUUCUACAAUA
Glycine soja is the source of this 1800-nucleotide messenger RNA. Its product is annotated as extensin-2-like. The transcript has 2 exons. NCBI's taxonomy places the organism in Eukaryota, Viridiplantae, Streptophyta, Magnoliopsida, Fabales, Fabaceae. Gene Ontology annotation, biological process: plant-type cell wall organization. The coding region runs from base 16 to 1455 and encodes 479 amino acids. The record is from RefSeq and is a predicted model, not a curated record. Gene Ontology annotation, molecular function: structural constituent of cell wall.